AUUCUAGAUAUAUUACAGAUCUGAAUAGUUAUUUCUUAGGCCAACAAUUUUCAUUUAAUGUAGGUCAAACAGGUUUACCAGUAUAUUUUAGUGAUAGAGAAAUUGAAAUAGCUUACAGAUAUAAUGCUGAUAUUGAAAAUUCAUUAGAAUUAGCAACAUUAAUUGGGUAG
Molecule: messenger RNA, 170 nt
Organism: Racocetra fulgida
Lineage: Eukaryota; Fungi; Glomeromycota; Glomeromycetes; Diversisporales; Gigasporaceae
Source: the annotation of a GenBank genome assembly